Molecule: messenger RNA, 1338 nt
Organism: Alternaria ventricosa
Lineage: Eukaryota; Fungi; Ascomycota; Dothideomycetes; Pleosporales; Pleosporaceae
Exons: 4
Coding region: 1-1338 (445 amino acids)
Source: RefSeq, a predicted model, not a curated record
AUGCCUAGCAUAGCGAAGACCGUGUACUGGGCCCUCGUCGUAGCGUGGGGCGCGUCGCUCUACCAGAUCUACCUGAAAGACCUUUUUGCGAUUACCUUUGGUGUUGGGCGCAUGAUACAGAGUAUCGAUGAAUUCCCAGAGUUUAGCUGUCGCCGUCUUGUGCAUCCUAGGCUGGAGGCGUGCGAGGAUAUUUGGCUGGACAAUGAGGGAAGAAAGCUGUAUGCGGCGUGCGCAGGUACGGCACCUAGAUUGGCUUGGAAUCAAGCCAUGAACGACCUAAACGUAACUGGACGGCGGCCCGGCGGCUCAGAACUCCUAGCUUUGGACAUCGACGAGCCUGGUGAAGACGGUCUCUACAAUCUUCGCAGUAUCAAGCCAAUAGGCAAUUACAAGGGAGCGGAUGGAAGCUCUGACCUCGAUCUUCUGGGCUUCGAUGUUCAAGUCUUAGAUGAUAACACUAUUCGCUUCUACUUUGUCAACCAACGACCACCGGUCGAUGCGUCCAACAAGAUUGUUGAUGCUUCUGAAAGCGGCGCGAACUCGACGGUCGAGAUCUUUGAGAUGAGCAAGGGACAGGAACAAAUGCGACAUGCGCGCACCGUAUUUUCCGAGGAGAUUUGGACGCCAAACCGUGUCGCAGCGCUUGGCGAUGGCUCUGGUGGGUUUUUGGUUACGAACGACCACUCGGUCAAGGUUGGAAUGCGUCGUGAACUCGACUACUUCAUCGGCGGAGGAAACGUCGCCUACUGCGAUGGAGCCGGGAACUGCCACGCGGCCUACGACGGCAGCGAGGAGCGUCAGUUCACCCAAUCAAACACAGCCAGUGAGCCAAAGUACAAGGCCUACCUCAACAAGGCGCUCGGCUACCUUCCCAAAACGAAGCUCAAAUUCUCCAACGGACUGGCGCUCGGCCGAGACGGCCUCUUCUACGUCCCCAGCACCAUCGACGGUAAAAUCCGCGUUCUAGCACUUCAGCCCGACAAGACCCUCAGCCUGGUCGAUAUCAUUCACGUCGGCAUGCCGCUCGACAACAUCUCACCGGAUGCGAACGGCGAUAUGUAUGUCGCAGGUUUCCCGAAUCUCUACCAAGCUGGUAAAGGCUUUGACGACCCCUACAAUGACAUUUCACCCGUGACUAUCUGGCGUAUCAGAAAGACGGUGGAUAUUGGCAAGACUGGGGUGAGAAGCGUGGACUAUAGAGUCGAGAAGGUCAUUGAGGAUAGGGAUGGGAAGGUGUUGAGUGGGAGUACCACGGUGAGGCACGAUGUUAAAACCGGCAGGCUGUUUGUUAGCGCUGCGGUGCACCCAUUCCUUGUGGUCUGCGAACCUACGAAAUGA